Molecule: messenger RNA, 1665 nt
Organism: Diaporthe citri
Lineage: Eukaryota; Fungi; Ascomycota; Sordariomycetes; Diaporthales; Diaporthaceae
Exons: 3
Coding region: 1-1665 (554 amino acids)
Biological process (GO): amino acid transmembrane transport
Cellular component (GO): membrane
Molecular function (GO): L-amino acid transmembrane transporter activity
Source: RefSeq, a predicted model, not a curated record
AUGGGCGAUGCGGAUGAAGACAGAGAAGCCCUCCCACUUCUCUACUCGCCACCUACACCCACAUUCCCAACCGGCGGAUACAGCACCGUCAAGCCAGACAGCAGCAGCUCGCCCCAAAGCCUCGACGCCGCCGAGUCCCGAGCCAUCGAGAACGAUGUCCUCCCCGAGACGUCGACCCUCGGCCGCACGCUGAGCCGCCAGUCCGCCUACAUCCUCGUCAUCUCGCGCGUGCUGGGGUCCGGCAUCUUCGCCACCCCGGGGACCAUCAUCCGCGCGGUCGGCAGCGUCGGCCUCGCGCUCUCGCUGUGGGUCGUCGGCGCCGUCGUCGCGGCCUGCGGGCUGGCUAUCGCGCUCGAGUAUGGCUCCAUGCUGCCGCGCUCGGGCGGGGAAAAGGUCUAUCUCGAGUUCACGUACCGCCGUCCGCGGUUCCUUGCGAGCACGGUAGUUGCCGUCAUGGUUGUCUGCCUGGGGUUUACGGCUAGCAAUUGUGUUGUGUUCAGCCAGUAUGUGUUGUUUGCGGCUGGGGUCGAAGAGCCGGCGGAAUGGGCCAGGAAGGGCGUUGCCGUCGGUCUCCUGACGGCGAUCACGAUCAUCCAUGGGGUGUUCAGGGCCCUCGGAGUAAAGAUACAGAAUUUCCUGGGCUGGGUCAAGGUCGGGCUUAUCGUCUUUAUGAUCCUGUCUGGUCUCUAUGUCGUCAUCCUCCGGCCGCGGGAAGCGGCUCCGGGUGUCUCAACAACCUAUGCUGUUGGUGGUUGGGAUGACCUGUGGCGAGGAUCGAACUGGAACUGGGGCGUUGUCUCGACAUCGCUCUUCCAAGUCUUCUACUCCUACGCCGGUCUCGAGAACGCCAACAAUGUUUUGAACGAGGUCAAGGACCCGGUGCGGACAUUGCGAUUUGUGUCCAUCUCAGCGCUUGUGACGGCUUGCGUGCUCUAUCUCCUGACCAACGUGGCUUACUUCAUAGUUGUACCUGUGGAAGAGAUCAAGGCCAGCGGUGAGCUGGUGGCUGCAUUGUUCUUCGAGCGGGUCUUCGGGGGAGAUGUUGGUGGCAAGAUCUUGCCCCUGGCUGUAGCUUUGUCCGCUGCUGGCAAUGUCUUCGUCGUCGCGUUUGCGAUGUCACGGGUCAAGCAGGAAAUUGCCCGGCAGGGCUUCCUCCCCUUCUCCGAAAUUCUAUCCUCGGCCAAGCCCUUCGGAUCUCCUCUUGGUGGUCUCUGUGUACAUUACAUCCCCUCAUUUCUUGUGAUUACACUGCCGCCGUCCAACGAGGUAUAUUCCUUCAUUCUCAAGGUCGAAGGAUACCCAGGCCAGGUCGUUGCAAUAGCUACAGCAGCUGGUCUCCUGUGGCUUCGAUACGAGAGGCCGGACCUCAAGCGCCCGUUCAAGGCAUGGGUCCCGGCCGUGGCACUCCGCAUAGCCCUGAGUCUGGCUCUACUUGCGGCGCCUUUCUUCCCACCGGCCAAGAAGCCAGAGUCUGGGCUCUUCUACGCUACUUACGCAGCUGUGGGAAUUUCAGUGCUCGUGUUAGCAACUGUAUACUGGUACUUGUGGACUGUUUUGGUACCGAAGUGGAGAGGCUACAUACUAGAGGAGAAGGCUGAAGUCCUUGAAGACGGGACAACAAUCACCAAGCUGGUCCAUAACCCUAUCUCAUCGAGUGGCACAUGA